CGAGUACGACAGCGGCGAACAGGCGACGCACUUUUUUCUUCCCUACGACAUGCGGAAGCACUCCUUGACGCUGCGCGAGAUAAAGGACUUUUGGCUGGAUUUUCGGCUUUGCGACUACAUGAACUGGUACAAGGCGACGCAAAUCUACCAAUGCGUGAACAAACGACCGGACGUCGACUCCCAAAAUCGCAUCGGGCUCAAUCUCGAGGAAUUCAUCAAAUUCAUCGUGCUCUGCGCGCAAGAGGUAGGGAGUAAUUACGUUGAUUUGUUUUUCUCAAGUUGUAGUACAAGUACUCGAUAAUGUCUUCUUAGAUUAUCAGAACAUCUAGUUCAGGUGGUAGUGGUUCCAUGUCUGAUAAAAGCAACUGAGGAUGAACCAUCAACCUCUGUUAUUACGUAAUAGUAUCAUCAACAGAUAUAUCGCUACAAGAUUCCAGUAGCGCACAAACGGGUGCAGACCUUGCUGUCAUUUAUGAAGCUCCAUUUGUGGGAUAGUGUGAAGAGCCACUUGCGAGACUGUUUUCGCGAUCACCACCUGCAGAAGUACGACGAACUUAGUGACUUCGCAGUUGUCGCGCGCCGAUUAUGGUUACUAACGAAGGCGCCGAAACGGCUUCCCAGGUAA
Messenger RNA from Amoebophrya sp. A25, 625 nucleotides. The record is from the annotation of a GenBank genome assembly. Lineage: Eukaryota; Dinophyceae; Syndiniales; Amoebophryaceae.